AUGUUGCGAACGUCGAUUCGAUCCGUGAGGGUGCUCGGCCACAGACCUGCCGCGUCCGUCGUCGGUCGCCAAUGGCAGGCCGCCGCCGUUCGCCGGAGGCACUUUGCCGACGACAAGAAGCCCGUCGACCCGUCCAAACCCGCCGUCCUGCCCGCGUCGGAGACCAUCACGGCUGAGAAGGCCGCCGCUCCCGAGAUCACCGCCGCCGCCGCCGCCGCCGAGUCCGCGAUCCCCAAGAACGAGGUCCCCCUCGCCCCACCGACCCCCAAAACCGAGACUGUCGUGCCUCCUCCGCCUCCCCAGACACCCGCGGCCGCCGCCCCCAAGAAGAAGGGCUUCUUCCGCAGGUUGAGGAACCUCGUCCUGACCCUCGCCGUCCUCGGCGCCGUCGGUUUCGGCGGCGGCGUCUGGUACUCCCGCCUCAACGACAGCUUCCACGACUUCUUCACCGAGUAUGUUCCCUUCGGAGAGCAGGCCGUCCUCUACUUUGAGGAGAUGGACUUCCGCAAGCGGUUCCCCACCAUCUCGAACAAGAUCAAGCCCAGAGACACGGGCAGCCAGGUCAAGGUCCCCGCCCAGAGCGGCGCGUCCUGGAGGGUAGCCGACAGCGGCGAGCCCGCCGGCCGCCAGUCCAGCGCCGUCGACAAGGCCGCCGCCAAGGUCGUCGCCGUCAAGAAGGAGGAGAAGCCCGUCGAGAAGCCCAAGGCCCGCGAGACCAAGGUCAAGGCCGCGCCCGUCGAGGCCAAGCCCGUCGUCGCGGCCAAGGAGGAGACGACCGAGUUCAAGGCCCCCGAGGUCAACGAGCCCUCGCGCUUCCCCCCGAUCCCGCCGAUCGACGCCAUCAACAUCGAGGACGCGACGGAGCCGGUCGUCCAGGACCUCGUCCGCAUGCUCAACGACAUCAUCACCGUGAUCAACGCCGACAAGGCCCACGGCCGCUACUCGCCGACCAUCUCCAAGGCCAAGAACGAGCUGAGCAAGGUCGGAAGCAAGAUCAAGGCCAUCAAGUCCUCGGUCGAGGAGAAGGCCGCCGCCGAGGUCCAGGCCAAGGUCGCCGACUUCGACAAGGCCGCCAACGACCUGAUCGCCCGCGUCGAGGGCGCCAUGGUCUCCCAGGAGGCCCAGUGGAGGAAGGAGUUCGAGUCGGAGAUGCAAAAGGUCAAGGAGAGCUACGACGCGCGCACCAAGCUGCUGCUGGAGCGCGAGAAGCAGCUCAACGAGGAGCGCCUCAACAACCAGCUCCUCGAGCAGGCCCUCGCCCUGAAGAAGGAGUUCGUCGCCGAGGUCGAGAACCACGUCGAGUCCGAGCGCGAGGGCCGCCUGGGCAAGCUGGAGAAGCUCUCGUCCGCGGUCGCCGACCUCGAGAAGCUCACGACGGGAUGGAACGAGGUCGUCGACACCAACCUCCGCACGCAGCAGCUCCACGUGGCCGUCGACGCCGUCCGCGCCAGCCUGGAGAACGCGGCGCACCCCCGCCCCUUCACCCGCGAGCUCGUCGCCCUCAAGGAGAUCGCGGCGGACGACCCGGUCGUCAACGCCGCCAUCGCCUCCAUCAACCCGUCGGCGUACCAGCGCGGGCUGUCCAACGCGGCGCAGCUGAUUGACAGGUUCAGGUCGGUCGCCGGCGAGGUGCGCAAGGCCUCGCUGCUGCCGGACGACGCCGGCGUCGCCAGCCACGCGUCGAGCUACCUCCUCAGCAAGGUCAUGUUCAAGAAGCAGGGCCUGGCCGACGGCAACGACGUCGAGAGCAUCCUGACGCGCACGCAGACGCUGCUGGAGGAGGGCAACCUGGACGCCGCCGCCCGCGAGAUGAACGGCCUGCAGGGCUGGGCCAAGACGCUGAGCAGAGACUGGCUCGGCGAGGUGAGGAAGGUUUUGGAGGUUCAGCAGGCACUCGAUGUCAUCGCGACCGAGGCGCGUCUGCAAAGCCUCAAGGACGCCGUCGACGCGCUCAACACGCUGCAGACGCCCUUCGCCGUCAUCGAGGCGCGGCGCAAGGCCGGCGUCAGGCCGGACGAGGCCUCCAUCAAGGAGAUGAGGGCUUACCUGGCGCGGAUCGGGUACACGACAUCCGACCUCGACGCCCUCAACGUGAUCCACGUCGCCGGCACAAAGGGCAAAGGCAGCACCUGCGCCUUCACGGACUCCAUCCUCUCCCACCACGCCGCCCUCUCCCCCUCCCUCCAACCCGCCAAGAUCGGCCUCCUCAUCUCCCCGCACCUCAUCGCCGUCCGCGAGCGCAUCCGCAUCAACGGCGCCCCGCUCUCCGAGGCCCUCUUCGCGCGCUACUUCUUCGAGGUCUGGGACCGGCUGGGCGCGUCUACGGAAAUGGAGGACGUCGUCGCGCUCGGCACCCGCCCGAUUUACUCGAGAUAUCUGACGCUCGUGAGUUACCACGCGUUCGUGCAGGAGGGCGUCGACUGCGCGAUUUUAGAGACCGGGAUCGGCGGGGAGUAUGAUGCUACGAAUCUCGUGGGGAGACCCGUCGCGACGGGGAUCACGACGUUGGGGAUCGACCACGUCUUCGCGCUGGGGGAUACCGUGGGGAAGAUUGCGUGGCACAAGGCGGGGAUCAUGAAGGUCGGGAGUCCGGCGUUCACGGUCGAGCAGGUGCCGGAGGCGCGGGCCGUGCUGGAGGAGAGGGCGCGGGAGAAGGGGGUGACUUUGGAGGUCGUCGGGGUGGACGCGAGGUUGGAGGGGGUGCGGAUCCGGCCCGACGCCGUGUUCCAGCGGCGGAACGCGAGUCUGGCGAUCAGGCUCGCCGAGAGCGUUUUGCGGAAGCUGGACCCGGGGUUCGUGGUUGACGAGGAGAAGCUCCCGCCCGCGUUCGUGCGGGGGUUGGAGGAGGUCGUGUGGAGGGGCCGGUGCGAGGUCAAGGACGAGGGGAGGAUCGUGUGGUUCGUCGACGGGGCGCAUACGACGGAUAGUCUGAGGAUGGCGGGGCGGUGGUUUGCCGGGGAGACGCGGGGGAGGACGGGGCCGAGGGUGCUCGUGUUCAAUCAGCAGGGCCGCAGCGAGGCGAUUGACUUCCUGGACGGGGUGUACGAGGCCGUGGAGAGGGAGGGGAGGGGGUUCGAGAGCGUGGUGUUUUGUACGAAUGUCACGUACAAGCAGACGGGGUACAAGCGAGACUUCGUGAAUCACCAGUACGACAGCAAGGCCAUUGAGGCCAUGACGGUGCAGAAGCAGUUCGCGGAGCGGUGGAGGGAGCUGGAUCCGCGGGCCGAUGUGAGGGUGAUCCCGACGAUCGAGGAGGCGCUGGAGCAUGUGAGGGGUCUGGCGGGGGGUGUGAAGGAGGAGGACGGGGAGAGCGUGCAGGCUUUCGUGACGGGGAGUCUGCAUCUCGUGGGCGGCGCGUUGCAGAUCUUGGAGGGGGCGGAUGCUCUUUGA
Molecule: messenger RNA, 3390 nt
Organism: Colletotrichum karsti
Lineage: Eukaryota; Fungi; Ascomycota; Sordariomycetes; Glomerellales; Glomerellaceae
Product: folylpolyglutamate synthase
Exons: 5
Coding region: 1-3390 (1129 amino acids)
Biological process (GO): tetrahydrofolylpolyglutamate biosynthetic process
Cellular component (GO): cytosol; cytoplasm; mitochondrion
Molecular function (GO): tetrahydrofolylpolyglutamate synthase activity; ATP binding
Source: RefSeq, a predicted model, not a curated record